Molecule: messenger RNA, 670 nt
Organism: Oncorhynchus tshawytscha (Chinook salmon)
Lineage: Eukaryota; Metazoa; Chordata; Actinopteri; Salmoniformes; Salmonidae
Product: glia maturation factor gamma
Exons: 7
Coding region: 241-570 (109 amino acids)
Biological process (GO): actin filament debranching; negative regulation of Arp2/3 complex-mediated actin nucleation
Cellular component (GO): actin cortical patch
Molecular function (GO): actin binding; Arp2/3 complex binding
Source: RefSeq, a predicted model, not a curated record
CUACUGUAUGUGUUACAACAUAAAAGGAGGAUCUUGAGAGUCAGACAGCAUCCUGUCACAAGCAGUUGGCCGAGGAGGAACUACCUUUACAAUACGACAGUAUCUUUGCAGACAAGAAUCCAAAACAAAACCUCUUCUAGAAUGUCAAGCUCUUUGGUUGUGUGCGAGGUGGAUGAGAGUCUGAAAGAAAAACUGAAGAAGUUUUGAUUUCGAAAAGAGACCAACAAUGCAGCCAUCCUGAUGAAAAUUGACAUGGAGAAACAGCUUGUGAUCCUGGAGGAAGAGUAUGAGGACAUCUCCCUGGAUGACCUGAGGAAUGAACUUCCAGAGCAGCAGCCAAGAUUCAUUGUUUACAGCUACAAAUACAUCCAUACAGAUGGCAGGGUGUCCUACCCGCUGUGUUUCAUAUUCUCAAGUCCAGUGGGGUGCAAGCCUGAGCAGCAAAUGAUGUACGCAGGCAGCAAGAACCAACUGGUCUCCGCAGCAGAGCUCACAAAGGUUUUUGAGACGCGAAACAUAGAUGACUUGUCUGAAGAGUGGCUGAUAAACAAACUGUCUUUCUUUCGCUGAAUAGACACUUGUGUUCACGUUAGCAAAAGUGCAUGUAUUGAACAUACCAGUACAUUAACUUCAUUACUGGUUUACAAUAAAUUGCUUAUAGUGUCACUUA